This is a messenger RNA of Topomyia yanbarensis, 3144 nucleotides long. It is a transcript of the gene Ctf4, whose product is annotated as WD repeat and HMG-box DNA-binding protein 1. Gene Ontology annotation, molecular function: chromatin binding; protein binding. The coding region runs from base 117 to 3068 and encodes 983 amino acids. The transcript has 7 exons. Gene Ontology annotation, biological process: DNA repair; DNA-templated DNA replication; mitotic cell cycle. The record is from RefSeq and is a predicted model, not a curated record. Lineage: Eukaryota; Metazoa; Arthropoda; Insecta; Diptera; Culicidae. Gene Ontology annotation, cellular component: nuclear replication fork.
GUGUACAUGACUACUGUUAUCAGGUUCAUCACCGAACUGUGUAAAGUAUUUUUUCUGUUAAAUCGUUAAUAUUAUCAAUUGCUUGUAAAAUAUAGUUAUUAAACAAGUGUCCUAGAAUGCCCUUCAGACGAUCUGCUAUGCGAUACGGUCAUAUCGUUGGCUAUACCAGUGUGACGUAUCAAGAUGAUGGAGAACGAAUCCUCAGUAUCGGACAGGAUGGUGAUAUUCGGAUCUGGGAUGGUGUCUUUGACGACGAUCCCGUUACGACCUGCGUGGCGGAAAACGUCUGGACCUUGCUGCAGUACGGUGAUCGAGUUCUGAUCGCGAAUGAUUUGAACACGGUUCAGGCAUACAAGUUUCCUGGGCUGGAAAAGGAUGGUAUUGAUUUCCGCUUUACGGCAUUCGUUACCAAUUUGGCACGGAACGAACGUUUCCUCGUUGCUGGAUCGGAAGAUGGAAUGAUAAAGGUUAAACCGGUUGAUGGAGAAGGCGAGUUUGAGCUGACCGGUUUGGAAGGGCCGGUCCUGAGCAUGGACCUGAGUGUGAAGGAUUUAUUAGCUGCCAGCUGUGGGGACGGGAGGCUAAGGGUUUGGGAUUUGAAAAGUAAGAAGCUGGUGAAGACAUUUGACGGGCUGCGGAAGGCUAAAAGCUUCGAGGGAAAUGUGCAUUUUGCAACCCCAAGUUUUGAUCCGGUCCGUGGAAAUUUACUGGCUUACCCGAAUGGCAACGAAAUCGUGGUACUCAAUACAGCAACAUGGGAGCAGCAUAAGGUACUCAAGCACUCACUAAUUUCGUCGGAGUUUACGUGUUGUGCUUUCUCGCCACGGGGAGAUUUUUUUGCUGCAGGUUCUGAAAAGGGAGAGGUUGGCAUUUGGGAGUAUAAAUCCGGUAAAAUCAUUGCAGGGGAAACAGCAUCGAUCGAUGCAUAUCCAAUCACUGGUUUGGCAUGGCAUCCGAACAAUAACGGGGAGUUAGUCAUUUGCGAUGAUCAAGGACAGCUGGGGAACGUCAAUGAUAUCUUUCUCAGCGAUGAACCUGAUAUGCCUGACGAUGGAAAUGAUUUGAUUGAAAUGGCCGAGAAGGAGGCGACCGGGGUUGCAGCUGAAGAUGACGAUAUGGAGUUGGACGAUAUUUACUCAACACAUGUAGCUGGAGAAAAACUGGUUGAAGACGAUUCUGAUGAUGAGAACACUUUCUCUGUGAACAAGCUGAAAAGUCAAUAUCCAACGAAUUUUGAUGAUCAAGCAAGUGAUCUGAUGAGCAACAAAGCUGAUUCGAAUCGAGCUGAUGAUGCUCACUCUGUCAUGAGUGACAGAGUUGGAUUUAAGUCAUAUCCUAUGCAAGACUAUUUCCAAUCGGGAUCAACGCCGGAUCACUUGGAACAUCGCUACCUGGUGUACAACCACGUAGGGAUUGUCAGAGCACAUUCUGAUGACAAAGAAAAUUCAAUCGAAGUCGAAUUUCAUGAUUCUCAAAAGCACCAUGGUAUUCAUUUGAAUAAUUACCUAAAUCACACAAUGGCAGGAUUGAGCGAAACGGUACUGGCAAUGGCUUGCACCUCCGGGGUGGAGGAAAAAGGCAGCAAACUAGUCUGCAUAAACCUGGUUGCAUUCGGUAACCGGGAAUGGAGUUGCACAAUGCCGGGUGCGGAGGAAAUUAUCGGAGUAGUUGCUUCGGAUAAAAUCGUUGUUGUAGCAACGGACAGCCGCCAGUUGAGAAUCUUCACUGCGAGAGGCACACAACGUGAGGUCAUUUCGGUGCCUGGGCCACUAGUUACAAUGGCAGCCUACGGGGAUCAUGUUCUGGUGGCGUACCAUCGUUCGCCACCGAACGAAGAUCAACAGAUAAAUCUUAUGUUAAUCACAUGUGUUAAGUUCAAACUACGCUGUCGUGAAAUAUCGAUUCCGCUGUCCGCCGGAGCGGAAAUUCGUUGGCUAGGUUAUUCCGAUAAAGGUUCUCCGUUGGUAUAUGAUUCAGCAGGCAUAAUGCGUUUGUACCACGCCUCUGCUAAUCUUUGGUUUCCCGUUCUGGAUGCAGAGCAGCACAAAGCCGGUGCUUCCGAUAGUCUCUUUAUAGUGAAUGUUUCUGAAUCCCUCCAACAGAUUCAGUUAAUCGUGUGCCGCGGGGCGAAAUUCCCUCUGACAAAUCCGAGACCGAUUCCGUUGAACGCCAACUUCCAGCUACCGAUGUGUGACGUAGAUUUCGAAAAAAGUAAUCUGGAAGAUGAGCUGGUCAGAAGUAUCUAUUUAAAAAGUGACGAAGCUGACAAGGUACUGAAGGAGACCGCCGUCAAACUGUUUGCGAUUGCAUGUCGUUCGGAAAUGGAACAGCGAGCAAGGGAACUGGUUGAGACCAUCGGAUCGAGCCAGUUAAUUCCGAUUGUUAUAAAGUAUGCCAGCAAGAUAAAACGAUUCCAUCUGGCGGAUAGUCUGGCACCACUGCUUUCAACCUUCCAACAACAGGAAAAAGAAGAGGAACAGCAGGAGUUGGAAUCAAUUAAAGAAAAUACCGCUAUGGUCAGUGAACUGGAACACAUUAAUCUUGAAGCGGUCACAAAGAAGGAUAACACACCUAAAAUUAAACCCAUGCCGAUGGUGAUGCGAAAAAACAAUCCAUUCCGCAAAAAUGAUAGUGCCUCAAAAUCUUCGACACCUUCUUCCGGCAAUCCACUUGACCAUCUUACGGGUAAAGCGAUCGGUUUCAGUUCUCCUAGCACAACAAGGGAACGAGCCGAGUCGGCCAACGUAAGCGGGGUUUCCGAGCUGCCGGGCGGGACAGCCGACGACAAUAGCCUGCCGGAAAACAAUGAGAAUCAACCGAAAAAUUGCAACGGCACUCCUUCCGGGAUGAAGUUUUUACCCUGGUUCGAGAGCAAUAAGGAACACCUGAAGAAGGAAUAUACGGAUGCGAACGAUGCUGAACUAAUCAAGAUAGGGAUGAGACAGUUCAAGACGUUAAACAGCUACUCGCUGCCACGGGGUUCAAGUGAGAAGCGGAAGCUGGAAGACGAUGAGCGGGGUGAGUCCGGGGUGGCUAAGUUGGCUAAAUUCGGUUUCACCAAGCAGUGACUGCGGUGCGUUUUUUGUUUUGUAAAGAACAUAAUUUAAGUUCGAAAUAAAAUUUCUACUCAUUUUAUGGGGUACU